Molecule: messenger RNA, 1604 nt
Organism: Capra hircus (goat)
Lineage: Eukaryota; Metazoa; Chordata; Mammalia; Artiodactyla; Bovidae
Product: protein Dok-7-like
Biological process (GO): neuromuscular junction development; positive regulation of protein tyrosine kinase activity
Molecular function (GO): protein kinase binding
Source: RefSeq, a predicted model, not a curated record
GGGCUGGGGUCUUCUUCCUGUCUUCUGCCGAGGGAGACCAGAUCAGCUUCCUGUUCGACUGCAUCGUCCGAGGCAUCUCCCCCACCAAGGGCCCCUUCGGGCUGCGGCCAGUUCUCCCAGACCCGAGCCUCGGGGGCACCGCCCUGGAGGAAAGGGUGGCGCAGGAGGCCCUGGAAGCCCUGCAGCUGGAGAAGCGGCUCAGCCUUCUCUCGCACUCCGGCCGCCCAGGCAGCGGAGGAGACGACCGCAGCGUAUCCAGCUCGUCGUCAGAGGCCAGCCACUCGGACGUCAGCGCCAGCAGCCGGCUCACGCCGUGGCCAGAGCCGUCCUCGUCCUCGGCCAGCACGUCGCAGGAGGGCCCCUGGGCUGCUGCCGCCCAGGCCCCUGGGGAAGCCGCGCCGGGCGCCGCCAGGCCCACCCCGAAGCCGCUGCGGCCACGGCAGCUGCAGGAGGUCGGCCGCCAGAGCUCCUCGGACAGCGGCAUCGCCACAGGCAGCCACUCCUCCUACUCGGGCAGCUUCUCGUCGUGCGCAGGCAGCAGCCUGGACGUGUGGCGGGCUGGCGACGAGCUUGGCUCCCUGCUCAGCCUGCCGGCGGCCGGGGCCCCGGAGCCCAGCCUGUGCGCCUGCCCGCCCGGGGCGGCGGAGUACCAGGUGCCCACCGCCCCGCGGCCGCACUACGACACGCCCCGCAGCCUGCGCCAGGCGCCCCGGGACCAGCCCCCGUCACCGGGCAGCCCCGACGGGGCCACCGCCCGGGACUCGGGGUGUACCCCUGGCUGGCCUGGCGAGAGACGGCGGGGACCGGCGCCAGAGGCGGCGGCAGGGGCCGGCGAGUCCUGGGAAGCGGGUGCCCCCCAUGCCGGGCCCCCUCCGGCGCUCUUUUCCGCGUGUCCUGUCUGCGGAGGACUGAAGGCAGCUGCUGCCGCGCCCCCGGGGCUCCUGGUGAUGCACGCAGGAGCGCCGGCUCCUGGGAGGCCGCGUGGGGAGGCGCCCACCUACGUGAACGUGCCCACCAGCCCCUGCCCUGCCAAGCAGCUGCACUAUCUGGGCCUGCAGCUGCCGGAGGCGGGUGCGGGCGUGCGAGGGGCCGGAGCCUCCCGCUACGCGCUGAUUGACGUCGCGGCCACCGAGGCGGCGCACAGGGCGGGGGCCCAGCACGCGCAGGCCCGGGAGGAGCGGCUGCCCGCGCCCGAGCAGAGGCCAAAGGCGGCCCGCGGUGAGGCGGCCGGACCACAGCGACGCGCCUGGACGGCGGAGGCAGCGGCCCCGCGCCAUCGCGGCGGUCGGGCUCGGAACCGAGGGCGGCGGGAGGUGCCGCCUGGACAGGUGUCCGCAGCGGCUCUGGUGGACCCAAGGCAGCGUCUGGCCAGCAGUUUCCGGCCCUGGGAUGUGACCUGCCCGCAACCUUCCCUGGAGGCGGCGGCCCAGUGAUGAGGACCCUCGUCUCCAACCACGACGGGGUGGGGGGCGUCCAUCUGCAGGGCGCCACCGUCCCGUCCCUGUCAGCACUGCCUUGCACCCAGAGGGCGUGGCCCUUGGGCCCUGCAGCGGACUGUCGGCCUCCUGGGACCUACUGAGUUAGUCCUGUAAAUGGUUUAGAUC